AUGGAAAGCAAACCAAGCCAUCCCACCCCCUCAGCAAGGCCCGAAAACCAGAGCCGCUCAACCGACGAAGACGAUCCUGAGCAGCCGCCCACUUUCAUCGACCCCCGGGUGCACUUCGAUAAGACCACCUCGAAAUGGCAGUUCGAAGACGACGACGGAAGAGAAUACGAAUGGAUUGAAGCUAAACAGACGUGGGCUCCAAUCAUCGACGAGUCUUUGUGGGCCGCUCAACAGACUGCUUACAGAGUGGAUGGUGUAGAUGAAAAUAGUCCAGUCCCGUCAAACUCCAAGAAAGACAAGAAACAAAUCAAGCUCGAAAAGCAAUUGCAGAAGAAAAAUGUAUCCAACAACAAGCGAACGCGCGAUCCAGAUAAUGAAUCCAACUCCAACCCUCCACAGCGUAAUACUGCGGUCUACGUCUCGCGAUUACCACUAGACACCACACCUGAAGAAUUAAAAGAUUGUUUUUCAAGGGCUGGACUAAUCCUAGUAGAUGAAGAAAACCGACCGAAGAUCAAGCUAUACAAAGACGAUAAAACGGGCAUUUUUAACGGUUCCGCAUUGAUUGUAUUCCUCAAACCUGAAUCGGUCGAGCUAGCGAUUCGUUUGUUUGAUGAUACUUCUCUUAGGUUAGGCUCAGGACCGGAAGAGGAUAGAAUGCAGGUUUCUCGAGCAGAAUUUUCUCACAAGAAAGUGACGGACCCUCAACAAACUGGUUCGAAUAGUAAUCCUCAAUCAACAGACCAGCAACGGAAAAAGCGAGCCAAGAAAGUCGAAAAGUUGAAAUCAAAACUGGAAGAGUGGGACUCUGAUGAUGAUCAAGCCAACCCUCGCGCUCCACCACCUAGAUUCGCCAAGAUUGUCGUACUCAAACACAUGUUUACAUUGACCGAGCUUCAAGAGGACCCCACAUUGCUAAUAGAUCUCAAGGAGGAUGUACGCGAGGAAUGUGAGCUGCUGGGAGAAGUAACAAAUAUAACAUUGUAUGACAAAUCGGGUCCAGGGACAAACGUUUCGACUGCGGAUAAUAAACUCGACGAUGAUGUGGAGGAAAAGAAAAGACUAGAAGAAUUUGCUAAAUAUCUGGAAGAACAGUGA
Molecule: messenger RNA, 1098 nt
Organism: Puccinia triticina
Lineage: Eukaryota; Fungi; Basidiomycota; Pucciniomycetes; Pucciniales; Pucciniaceae
Exons: 3
Coding region: 1-1098 (365 amino acids)
Biological process (GO): mRNA splicing, via spliceosome
Cellular component (GO): U2 snRNP; U2-type spliceosomal complex
Molecular function (GO): RNA binding
Source: RefSeq, a predicted model, not a curated record